Molecule: messenger RNA, 891 nt
Organism: Gymnogyps californianus (California condor)
Lineage: Eukaryota; Metazoa; Chordata; Aves; Accipitriformes; Cathartidae
Product: nuclear factor 1 B-type-like
Exons: 8
Coding region: 1-891 (296 amino acids)
Biological process (GO): regulation of transcription by RNA polymerase II
Cellular component (GO): nucleus
Molecular function (GO): RNA polymerase II cis-regulatory region sequence-specific DNA binding; DNA-binding transcription factor activity, RNA polymerase II-specific
Source: RefSeq, a predicted model, not a curated record
AUGCCACAGAGCAGCAAACAGUCCAAAACUAUUUCCAUAGAUGAAAAUAUGGAACCGAGCCCAACAGGAGACUUUUAUCCUCCUCCAAAUUCACCAGCUGCUGGAAGUCAGACAUGGCAUGAAAGAGAUCCAGACAUGUCUUCUCCUACAGUGAAGAAACCUGAAAAGACUUUGCUUAGUUCUACAACCUCCCAGGAUUCUUCACCAAGACUGAGCACUAUUCCCCAGCAUCACCAUCCAGGAAUCCCAGGAGUUGCACACAGUGUCAUCUCAACUAGAACUCCACCUCCACCUUCAACAUUGCCAUUUCCAGCACAAGCUAUUCUCCCUCCUGCCCCAUCUAGCUACUUCUCUCAUCCAACGAUCAGAUAUUCUCCCCACCUGAAUCCUCAGGAUACUCUGAAGAAUUAUGUACCUUCUUAUGAUCUGUCCAGCCCUCAGACUAGCCAGCCUAACAGCAGUGGUCAAGUAGUAGGGAAAGUGCCUGGCCGUUUUACUCCAGUUUUGGCACCCUUGCCCCAUCAUAGUGCUGUGCGACCAGUGACCCUGACCAUGACAGAUGCUAAACCCAUCACUACAUGCACUGAAGCCUACACAGCUUCAGGCACAUCCCAAGCCAGUCGAUAUGUGGGACUGAGCCUAAGAGACCCAUCCUUUCUACACCAGCAACAGCUGAGGAUUUGUGACUGGACCAUGAAUCAAAACGGCAGGCAUUUAUACCCCAGUGCCAGUGAGGAUACAUUGGGAAUUACUUGGCAAAGUCCUGGUACCUGGGCUAGCUUGAUUCCUUUUCAAGUACCAAAUGGGACACGAAUUCUGCCAACAAAUGUCCCAAAUCAUUGUUUGAACGUAAUUGGAGAGCCUUUCCUUCAAGCAGAAACAAGCAACUGA